UUCACCGUGGUCAGAUUCCUAAACAAGUAACGGAACCGGGCAUCGCCGGCUGCUUGCCACAAAGUUGUUUUGUGAAGAACAUUAGACUAAAUGUAGAGACUGGAGAGGAGCUCCUUGGCGUAUUGUUUGAAAGGAAGAACAUUAACAACAAAUCUGAACUUCAUUUUGCUGUGCGUCAUGAUUUCCAAACACAGGCCGCCGCCAAGUGACAGAGGAGAACUUUUUCACGGUUAUCGUCGAUAAAACAACUGGAAGCUGAAUGGAGACAAAACAGCGCGGUGAAUAAAGACAUGAAUUUCGGGGUCCCCGCGAAUUCGCGGCUACUUUUACGUGCCUGCGAUGAGGGGGACUAUGAAACGGCCCGGGGCAUCCUGGAGCCCGGAGCCCCUAAGGAGUCCGGGCGGCAGAGCAGGCUGCGAUCAGAAGCGGGUUCGGAGUGUGACGCCGCGGACAUGUUGUCUCUGGUACCUGUGGACUGCACCGACGAAGAGGGAAACACCGGCCUACAGUUCGCCUCGGCCAGCGGCCACGAGAACCUGGUCCGGUUCUUGUUGAGAAAGGGGGCCUCAGUGGACAGCCGCAACAACUACGGCUGGACCCCACUGAUGCAGGCUGCGAGGUUUGGCCACUUGACUGUCGCCCACAUUCUUUUGGAGAACGGGGCAGAGAUUAAUGGGCGCAACAGACUUGGAGCAAGCGUCCUGACCAUGGCGGCUCGCGGGGGACACACUCAUGUAGUCAAGCUGCUUCUGGAAAGCGGUGCAUACGUGGAUGACUUUGAUCACCUGGCUGUCGCCGCAGAGGCGGUCUCCAAUGGCAACAACAACAACAGCUGCAGCGGAUCUGGUUUUGGACCUGGUGAAGGCUGUCUGGGAGGAGGAGGAGGUGGCAGAGAAUUCAUGGACAUCACAGCGUUGAUGGUGGCAUCUCAGCACGGUCAUGAGGCCGUUGUGUGCCUGCUGCUGGAGUGGGGCUCUGAUGUAAACUUCGCUCAGAAGACCACUGGCUGGGGACCACUGAUGCUGUCCACUCUAAGUGGGAAGGUGGCUGUGGCUCAGCAGCUGGUGGAACGUGGAGCGGACCCAGACCGAAUCAACGUUCUGUCCAAGACAGCCUUUGAACUGGCCAUGCAGCUGAAACAGAGAGACAUCAAGGCUUAUUUGGACUCCAUCACUACUGUCAGACCACAGACAGAUGAUGAGAGAAGAAGGCCAGAUGUGUUCAGCGCUCUGAAAUUAGGAAAUUCACAGCUGGUCAAAGAAAUCCUGGAGGAGGAUCCUGCUCAGGUGAAUUUGUCCAAUCAGGAGGGAGCAACGCCUCUCAUGAUGGCAGCAGUAAGCGGCCAGUUAGAGGUGGUUCAGCUGAUGGUGGAGAAGAAUGCAGACAUAGAUAAACAAGACGGUGUCCAUGGGUGGACCGCUUUAAUGCAGGCCACCUACCACGGCAAUAAAGACAUUGUCAAGUACCUGUUGAAUCAAGGUGCUGAUGUCAACCUCCGAGCUAAGAAUGGAUACACAGCGUUUGAUUUAGUUAUGCUGCUCAAUGAUCCAGACACUGAGCUGGUACGUCUGUUAGCAUCCGUGUGCAUGCAGGUAGACAAAGAUAAGUCGAAACACCGCACCAGAACUUUAAUGACGCGCUCCAAGAGUCGACAGUCCCUCAACAAUGUCCCCUUGCCACCCGAUGACAAAGGAGGCCUUAAGUCCUGGUGGAGUAGGAUGUCGAACCGCUUCCGUCGGCUCAAGUUAACUCACACCCUCAGGCAUGGCCUUUCAGCCAAUCGCCUGGCUCCAUUUCCAGAUGAUGCCGAAAGUUCACUGGAUGCCACGAUGAAGGCGAACAGGAAGCCCACUGCUGUGUCCAAUGGGGCGGUGGCACCUACUCCUGCUGUGGCAGGGAAUGAUAUGAGCACCGCCUGGGCAGUGAAGACCAAAGAUGGUGCAGGUCAUUGCAGAACAUCCUCAGAGAAAGACGACUUUCUAAUAACCACAAUGUUGAGAAGCGGUGCCCCCUUGACUCGGCUGCCAAAUGACAAGCUGAAAGCAGUGAUUCCUCCCUUCUUGCCACCCUCCAACUUUGAGCCGUGGAACUCGGACCGCUCACGCGUCCUCAGGGAGGGCAAGAGCGAAGUGCCCCGCCUGCCCAUGCCACCACAGAGGAAGCUGAACAGCAGUGGAAACUCAGAUAUUACAUCCAUCAGCCGUGUGGUCAGCAGGUCCAUUAAGUUUCCCAGUAUCCCCAAGGGACCAUCUUCAUCCUCUCCUUCCAACUCUGGUCACUAUCACUCCCCCCACUCCUCUGGAGGCUCAAAUGGAGUGGCGGGACUCAACCGGGACUCCCACAACCGUUCAGGGGGCAGUGCAGACAGCGUGCUCUCCCAGAUAGCAGCCCAACGUAAAAGAGCAGCUGGCCUUAUAGAGGUAAAGAGCCAACCUCCGGAAAAACAGCACAACCAGACGCCGAGUCAAGCCCCACCACCACCACCAGUUUCAGCACCUGGUUUGCCCCUGCCUGACAUCAGCCUUCCUGACAUUCACACCCAUCCCAGCCUUGUUGCCUCAGACAUCCAUUCCAGAAAGAAAAUGGAGUUGAAAAAGAGACCUCAGUCUGGGAAUUCCUCCACUUCCAAGAGCACAUCGCCCACUCUCACACCGUCUCCUUCACCAACACCCAAGAUUCCCCCCGUGCCAGGAGACUCUCUGUCCUCAGCCUCUUCUCAUCCACGCUCCAAGAGCAGCGGAGGAUCCAGCAGCGGAACCAUCACAGAUGAAGAUGAGCUGUCCAGUAUUUUGAAGAAACUGUCCCUUGAGAAAUACCAGCCUAUAUUUGAGGAACAAGAGGUGGAUAUGGAAGCAUUCCUGACUUUAACCGAUGGAGACCUGAAGGAGCUGGGCAUCAAAACAGAUGGACCCAGACAACAGAUCUUGGCUGCCAUAUCAGAGCUCAAUGCUGGAAAGGGUAGAGAGAGGCAGAUCCUUCAAGAGACCAUUCAUAACUUCCAGUCUUCUUUUGGUAGCAGUGCCAGUAACCCCAGGCAACCAGGACAAUCACGCUCUCCAACAAGCUGGAUGAGACACCAGGUUCGUUCCUCCAGCAAAAGGUAACCCUAUCGACUUGAUGCACAUGUGGAAGAAAACCAAAGGUACUUAGAGUAAGAGUAAAGUGCUGCUGACACCCUGCCAAGAUGCGAACGACAUGGAGACUUGGUGCGCGUGUUCUUGACCAGUAGAGGUCUCAGUGCAAGAGGACCAUGCAUCAAAAAGGCCAAUCAGGUUGUAAUAAACUGCCUGUGUCGGACCCUCCUGGACCAAACUGUCUCUGUCAUGGAUUAUAAAGCAGGGGUUCAGUGCCCUGCUGCUUUUAACAAGCACAUGAUGUUACCACGGUAUGAGGCUUUCAUGGUACAGUGAUGUCAGGAAAGUGCAUUACACAGAUGUUAAAGUCAGGUACAAGGAACCUUAAAGGUAAUAAAAGAUCAUUUUUUCUAUUUCUUUGGUUGACCAAAGGCUUUAUUGAAAGUAAAAAUUAUUUUUAAAUGCUAAAGAAGUUAUGAGUAAAGCUAAUCAUCGUUAGAAAUAAAUAGAUAAAAUAAAUAAUAGUUUGUGUGUGUGGCUGAAGCUGACGAGUCUGGCAGAUAGUAAGAAAGAAGAGCCUCUGUCGUGUUGCUUCUUUCAGUAGUCUGGAUGAGUAAACAGUGUGAUAACUGUCAAUUUUCAUACAUUGUAUACCGUGAAAAACAGGAAACCCACUGCCACCUUAGCUGCAAAAUAUACUUUGGUCUGAAUAAUGCAGCAGCUAACAGCAGCUGGGUAAAGCAGGGAGUCGGGAUAGUGAAAGACAAGAAUGUUACACACAGCAGAGGAAGUGAGUGCGAGCCAUGAGAGAUUUUUAUUUUGUCUCGACGAAUGUGAGAAAUGCAGCAGAUGUAUUGUAUAAGUUGCAGGUGAAGUCGAGAGGAAAGAACUAGCUGUUAGCUAGCGAGACUGUGACUGAGAUUUAUAGGCUGUGCUACAACUGAGAAGGUGCACUGAUGAGGAGCGCUGAUGGAGAAGUGAAAGUGAACUAUUUUUAGUCAGCCAGUCCCCGGGACUGCUUUAUACUAGUUUAUGUGUUGAAUCUUUAAACCACUAAUGUACACAGAUGACUUUAUUAGAGACUGUGCUGUCAUGAAUAAAUAAAACAUUACGAUGAUGUAACAACA
This is a messenger RNA of Oreochromis aureus, 4201 nucleotides long. RefSeq names its product ankyrin repeat and SAM domain-containing protein 6. The record is from RefSeq and is a predicted model, not a curated record. Gene Ontology annotation, cellular component: cytoplasm. Bases 291 to 3104 code for a protein of 937 amino acids. Lineage: Eukaryota; Metazoa; Chordata; Actinopteri; Cichliformes; Cichlidae. Gene Ontology annotation, molecular function: protein binding. Gene Ontology annotation, biological process: innate immune response. The transcript has 18 exons.